This is a messenger RNA of Didymosphaeria variabile, 1095 nucleotides long. RefSeq lists its product as uncharacterized. Bases 1 to 1095 code for a protein of 364 amino acids. The transcript is spliced from 2 exons. The record is from RefSeq and is a predicted model, not a curated record. Gene Ontology annotation, molecular function: oxidoreductase activity. Lineage: Eukaryota; Fungi; Ascomycota; Dothideomycetes; Pleosporales; Didymosphaeriaceae.
AUGCCUCGAGCCCUUAUUCUCCAGCCUAUAGAAAGCGGCAAGCCUGGGAAAGUCUAUUAUCCUCUACAGAUCAAAGAAGUCUCUAAGCCAAUACCUGGCCCUCAUCAACUUCUCGUCCGUCUUUCUGCCGCAGCCCUUAACCACCGCGACCUUUUCAUCCGUCGCCACCUCUAUCCAGGCAUCUCUCUGACCAACCCGCUCCUCGCUGAUGGUUACGGUACUGUCGUUGCUAUUGGGCCUGAUGUAUCCUCCUCUAGCAUCCUUAACAAGCCCGUCCUCCUCACCCCUAUGCGCGGAUGGGAGGUUGAACCUUCAGGGCCAGAGAAUAGCAGGCAGUUCACCGUGCUUGGUGGCACAAAAGCCACAGAUAUAGGUACUGCGCAGGAUUUCGUAAUCGUUCAAGAAGACGAGGUCGAACUAGCACCGGAGCAUCUUACCCCUGCCGAGGGAGCAGCAUUACCUCUUGCUGGACUUACCGGGUGGAGGGCGCUAGUGACCAAGUCCAACGCUGCCAGUCCAGGAAAAAAUAUCCUUAUCACCGGCAUUGGUGGAGGUGUUGCUUUACAAGUCCUCCAAUUUGCUGUCGCUUUUGGAUGUAACGUCUAUGUGACAUCUGGCGAUGCCUCAAAAUUGGCCAAGGCAAAGGCUAUGGGUGCUAAGGGUGGCGUGAGCUACAAGAGCGAAACAUGGGAGAAGGACCUCCGAUCCAUGCUCCCUGAUGACCGAAGAUAUCUCGAUGCGAUUAUAGAUGGCGCCGGUGGAAAAGUUGUCUCCAAGACAGUUCCAAUACUUAAGCACGGCGGAGUGAUCUCACAAUACGGCAUGACUAUUUCGCCACAGAUGGAUUGGGUUAUGCCGGCCGUAUUGGCCAAUAUAGAGUUAAAGGGAACGGCGAUGGGGAGUCGGCAGGAGUUCAAGGAAAUGGUUGCUUUUGUGAAUGAGCACAAGAUUCGACCAAUUGUCAGCAGGACAGUCAAGGGGUUGAGCAAUCUGAAAGAGAUUGAUGGUUUGUUUGCUGAGAUGCAAGAAGGCAAGCAAUUUGGCAAAUUGGUUAUUGAGAUAGAUUCUGAGAGCCAAGUCCAGUCUAGGUUGUAA